UUUUUUUUUUCUUUUUUUUUCCUUUUUGGCAGUUUGGGAAAUUAUGCAUCACUUCAUGGACAAAUAUACUGUAAACCUCACUUUAAACAACUUUUUAAAUCAAAAGGGAAUUAUGAUGAAGGUUUUGGACACAAACAGCAUAAAGAUCGAUGGAACUGCAAAAAUCAAAACAGCUUAGUGGACUUUAUUCCCAAUGCAGACCCAAAUGUGCACAAAAACACUGCAACAGAUCCCCCAUUACUUGGAGAUCUUACUAAACAUUUGGAUGUUGAUGACAUGGAGUGGCAAAAAGAUGACUUGAGAAAAUUGAGGGAGAGAGGAAAGUUAAAAAUCACUUGGCCUCCUUGCAAGGAGAUGCCAAAGAAAAACUUCCUCCUGGAGGAAGAACUCAAAAUGAAUAAACCUAAAUGGCCACCUGAAGUGGCAAGCCCUAUAUCCUCUGAAUUUAAAAGUAAACUGCUGAUAGAACAGGUUGAAACUCCAGAAAAUAAAGGACAAGAACAAGAUAACCUUUCUUUCCUACAGCCAUAUCUUCAGUCUACCCAUGUGUGUCAGAAAGAGGAUGUUACAGGUAUCAAAGAAAUGAAAAUGUAUGAAUCAAGAAAAGAUGAGAAAAAGGAAGGAAAUAAGAAUGUGCAAGAUAAGCUGAAUGAGGCUGAAGAUGUAAAAAGUAAGAGAAGAAGUGAAGUGGAUCUUAAUGACAGCGAUAUGGUUGUGCAGAGUGAUGAAAAGGAGAAAAAUGAAAAAAAUUGUGAACCUGAUGAUGCAGAAGUUUCACAGGUUACUAACACUGAUGAGCAAGUGGUGCAAGGAAAUCAUAAAGAGAAUUUGAAUAAGAAUAAUAAUAACAAUUAUAUAGCAGUUUCAUAUCUGAAUAAUUGCAGGCAGAAGACAUCUAUUUUAGAAUUUCCUCAUCUAUUACCACUGUCAAGUGAAGUAAACUACACUGGGCGCAAAUACCAAAUUAAAAAGCUAGAGAACACAUCUAGAAUCUCAGAGUUGCUUGGUAUAUUUGAAUCUGAAAAAACAUAUCCAACGAAUCGACUGGCUAUGGUUCUGGACAAAGAGGCUGACAGAGCAACCGCUGGCGGUCCUGUGCAGUCGGCUCCAGACCCAGCCCUCCAGGGGGAGUUAAUAGUAAUGGGGGAAAACUCCACAGUCCCUUCUGAAGAAAAUCUCUUCAACAUUAAAGGAAACCAUUCGAUUAACAAAAAUUUACGCUUUUUCUUUUCUAACACUGUGAAAAUCACUGCUUUUUCCAAGAAAAAUGAGGACAUUUUUGAGUGUGAUUUAAUCAAUUCUGUAAAUCAACUUAAAAAUAUGCCUUGUUUAUAUUUAAGACAACUUGGAAAGGACAUCAAACACUGGUGCAGUGAAACAACAGGAGCAUCCCACAGUGAAGGAAACACAGGUUUGGGUGCUCUGAGUCAUGAAUAUGCAGCUCAGUCUUCCUUUCCCAGUAUGGGGGGCCAGGCUGAACAACUGACUGUGGAAGAACAGAUUAAAAGGAACAGGAGCUACAGUGACCCUGAGUGAAACAUAUGGCCACUUGCAGACACAUGCAGGCACUGGAGAGAUACUAAUGCUCUGAAAUAAGACUUUAGGUACUUUGAUAAUCUUUUGUUGAAGUUGACAUAAAUCUAAUGUUCAAAAAUCUCAUGUCUUUCACAAUGAAAUAUUUCUCGUAUUUCACUGCAUAAUUCUUUUUCAUAAUUCAUUUGAAUCUAUGUUUGUCCCGAAUAGAAUGAAGAAGUGAAACAACAUGACUAUGUUCUCCUCUCAAGUGGCACUUACCUGUGUUAUUCUCAUUUUCUAUUUAACAUCAUGGGUGAGAGUCUAUGCUUCUGAGAUUUAUCACAAUUCUUAUACCUUCUCUAUAAUUCCUGCUUCAAUAAAAUUGAAUUGUCUGUGGUGCAAACAAAUAUUCUUCUCUGAUAUUUUUCCAUGCUAUGCCUUGUCAUAAUAAGUAUUAGGUUUUCAACAUUUAAAAAAUAUUUCUCUUGGGGCAAGUAUUUACCUUCCCACACACACAUGCACACAUGCAAAAAUUAAAUGAAAAAGUGAAAUAGUAAACCAAAGCCACGGCACUGGUAUGAAAUGCAAAGCGCUCACACUCAUUUUUUGCUCUGUGUUUUAAAGAGAUGAGGGUUAUUAUGAGUCUUUCAGCAAUUACCUAUAUUAAGCUAUCAUGGGCUAUGUCUAUAAAUAUUUAAUAAAAAU
Castor canadensis (American beaver) is the source of this 2220-nucleotide messenger RNA. Lineage: Eukaryota; Metazoa; Chordata; Mammalia; Rodentia; Castoridae. The record is from RefSeq and is a predicted model, not a curated record.